Solanum verrucosum is the source of this 393-nucleotide messenger RNA. Its product is annotated as pentatricopeptide repeat-containing protein At2g20710, mitochondrial-like. Gene Ontology annotation, molecular function: protein binding. The transcript has a single exon. Bases 1 to 393 code for a protein of 130 amino acids. NCBI's taxonomy places the organism in Eukaryota, Viridiplantae, Streptophyta, Magnoliopsida, Solanales, Solanaceae. Gene Ontology annotation, cellular component: mitochondrion. The record is from RefSeq and is a predicted model, not a curated record.
AUGGGAAUCAAGGGGGUUAUAUCCUACGACUUCCAAAUUCCAAACUUUUUGAUUGGCGCAUAUUGUAAAAAUGGUCUUCUACGCAAGGCUGAGGCCCUCUUCAACAGAGGAUUAUCAAAAGGAGGUGUUCCUACUGUCAUCACAUGGUGUCAUUUGGCAAGUGGGUAUAUCCAUGAAGAUCAGGUCUCAAAAGCCAUAGAAGCAUUGAACAAGGCAAUGUCAAUCUGCCCGCCUAAAUUUAUCCCUAGCAAGGAGACUUUACGUACCUGUGUAGAAUAUUGGGAAAAUCAGGGAAAUGUGGAGAAGGCUGGGGAGUUUGUGAGGUCUUUAGAGGUGGAGGGUGUCUUUUCAUCAUUUUUUCGUGAAAAGUUGUGGUGCUUCAUCAACAAAUGA